UGGGCAUUUAGGGUUUUUGUUUUUGAUAAGAAACAUUUAUUGGCACAUGUGAUAUGCUCGAUUCUGAUCUCAAUAUGCCCAAAACCCAAUAGAGGCGGGGGCACCCUUCCCGAGCUUCCCCCCGCUUUAGGCAGAGGCCUUCACCAGCUGCUUUCCUUCCCAAUGCCAUGUGCUUGCAAACCUAAAUGAUUCAAAAGGGUUAAAAACUGAUUCAAAGGGUUUUGUUUAGCCAAUUUCCCUAAAGUUACACGUUUUGUUUGCAUCUGUUCAUGAUUUUCAUGGUGGGUUUGGUGUGAACAUAAUCAUAUUGGUCUCUCAGGUGAGGAUGGUCGGCCCAUGCUCGUAUAAUUUAUAGCCAUCAUCCAUCUCUGUUAGCUCUUUUUUUCGUGUUUCCUUUCUUUAGAGGUGAAAUAUAUUGCAUUAUGAAUAGAGUAAAUCAUAACUUGCUACAUUCAACCUUGUAUUGUAUUAUGAGCUUGUGGUUAAAUUUGUUAUUUAAUAUAGAAAAAUGAAGAGGAGUGAAAAAUUGAACAAAAUCUUUGAGAUUGAUUUGAAAGGAAGGCCCAGCCAAUGACUAUCAGGCAGGUGACCGGGAAUUGGUUACUUGUAGAGGAAGAAAGAAAGCAUUGGAGCAUCGAAGUCUCCUCGAAUUAUUGGGAGGAAAUCGUCAAAAUCCUGAGUAUUCAAUCUGGAAAUCAAAUCUCGACCACUAUGCAGAGAAUAAAGGCCUCAGGAAUUUCGAUUGUAAGCUCGAUUUCAGCAGCUAGGUUGAAGAGGAAGGCCGUCAAUUCAUGGACGGCCGUUCAGGAUACUUUCUAUUCCACCAAGAAUGUAUUCGAAAGGCACAGGGUGGUUUUUACAGUAGGGACUUCCAUUGCUUCAGUUGCAACUGCCUGGUUUGGGUACUCUUUACGCCACUAUCAUAACAUCCAAGUUGACAGACGGCUCGAAUCUAUUGAGGAAGCUAUGAGAAACACACAUCAACUUGAGCAUUCUGAACUUGCAAAGGUGGUUAAUCCUGGACAUAUCAGCGUGCCUGCCUGCUUUGCGAAUGCUGGAACUACCUUAAUUAUUGGAUAUUGCUUGGGAUGGCGAGGUGGAAAACGGCAUGCGAGCAAGCAAUUGAGAAGAGAGCAGAUGAAGUUGCUAGGGGAGAUACAACCCAGAUGGCAAUUUCUCACGAGGCUAAAACCUAAAGAGCUGAACUUUCCAUUUAAGAGAUCAUCGGGCAAACCUGGGGUGCAAGAAAGUGGCAGCCAAAAUACGGAACAAAACUCCAAAAGAUGCUGCAGCACAAGAACAUCAGGGAGCUAGCUGUUCAGCGAUGUUUGGCCUGAGACUGAAGUGACUCUGUGCUGCAACGAAAGGAUCGCGAUCGACAUCAUCGUUAGCUGCACGGUAACACUUUUUCCUUUUCGAUGGCAGGAAGAGGUCUUCACAGAAAAUGGCACAUGGAGGUGAAGCUGACGUCUCGUGUUCUUCGCCUUUCUUACGGUGUGAGGACACCAAGAUUUCCUUGAGCUUCCUGAAACAUUUCACAAGCUCCUUCAUCCUCACCAAGCUGCCUGGUUGGCUUGUCUGGUUGGAGCCUCUUAUACCUUGAGUGCCAAUCACUGAAUCACGCAUAACUCAUGGUGGUGCUUAUGCUUAUUUCAUGGAAGCCUCAAGUGUGCUUUUAUGUAUGCCUCCUCUAAAGUAGUUACUUCAUGCAUAGGUCGGCGCUUUCCUAGCUUUCUUUUGUACGGAACUUGGAGAGUCGUUUAU
Molecule: messenger RNA, 1764 nt
Organism: Cucurbita moschata (crookneck pumpkin)
Lineage: Eukaryota; Viridiplantae; Streptophyta; Magnoliopsida; Cucurbitales; Cucurbitaceae
Exons: 7
Coding region: 571-1314 (247 amino acids)
Source: RefSeq, a predicted model, not a curated record